AUGAACAGGAAUCCUCCAAACCGUGUGAGACCUCACGCGUCCCGAAGAGGAAGGGGAGGAUGGCAGAAGCAGCGGCGCGAGGGAGAGAGAAACAGGUCCGAACGGGGUUCGGACUCUGGUUCGGGAACAGCCCCGGACUCAGUUCCCCGGGGUACUUGCACGACAAUGUGCCCUGCCCGUGAGCUCAAGGAGCGGGAGGCCCAAAAUCGACUUCACUGUUUUGAGAUGUUAGCUGGUACGGAAAGGGACCGACUGCCCAAAGCUGACGUCUCUCGCACAGUCAAGGAGUACUCCCGGCCCGCAGCAGGGAAAGACUCCACACGACCCAGUGACCUCCGGCCUCCUGCGGUUCUCUUGAAGACUGUGAACUUUUUGAUCGAUGACAUCGCCGCUUCGCCCUCUCUUCAGCAGUGGACAGAGGUCUACGGUUUCGUGUUCGACCGGCUGCGCAGCGUGCGGCAGGACAUGAUCAUACAGCGAGUGUCGGGGCCGGACUGCGUCGCCGUGCUGGAGCGCACGGUGCGUUUCCACGUCUACGCCUCCUACCGCCUGUGUGGGGCGCCGCUGAGACACUACGAUCCCCAUAUCAACGACACACACCUACAGGAGAGCCUCAGCUGGCUGCUGGAGUGUUACAGCCACGGCCAACACCCAAAUCAAGAGGAGUUUUAUGCCCUCAAUCUACUCUAUAACCUGGGUUCAUCCUUUGCCAUGCAGCAUGUUCUGGAGCUGCCGGAGCGGGUCCGUUCCUCCCCAUCAGUCCGCCUGGCGCUCGCCAUCAGCCGGGCUUAUCUGGAGCGGAACCCCGUCCGUGUUCUCCGACUCGCUCGCCAGUUGACCUUCCUGCAGGGCUGUGCUCUCCAUCGCCACCUACUGGCCUGCAGGACGGAACUGCUCCUGCUCUAUAGUCACGGACACAGCAGCCGCAACUGCCGUUUUCCUUUAGACAGACUCUCCCUCGUCCUCUCUCUGGACGAGCCCCUCACUACCCAGCUGUGCCAAGCACACGGGGUGCAGGUCAACGGGGACUGGGUCGCCUUCUCCAAAACGGGCUUCGCCGAGACCCCCUCUGGGGACUUUCAGUGUAGGCAGACGCACAAACUACUGGACAGUAAGCAGAAGGAUCUCUCUGUCUCCAGCAUCAUUCAUGGCUGUGUUUAGAGAACGGCCCUGCAGUACGCUGGUUAUAGGCGUACAGGUCGGUGGAUCUCAAAACGUGUUCUCGAAGGAGAAUGGGGAAAUGCUGCACUUUGUUGCACAGA
Molecule: messenger RNA, 1262 nt
Organism: Chanos chanos (milkfish)
Lineage: Eukaryota; Metazoa; Chordata; Actinopteri; Gonorynchiformes; Chanidae
Gene: sac3d1
Product: SAC3 domain containing 1
Exons: 4
Coding region: 1-1161 (386 amino acids)
Biological process (GO): centrosome duplication; spindle assembly
Cellular component (GO): nucleus; spindle; centrosome
Source: RefSeq, a predicted model, not a curated record